Messenger RNA from Paramuricea clavata, 4432 nucleotides. Lineage: Eukaryota; Metazoa; Cnidaria; Anthozoa; Malacalcyonacea; Plexauridae. The record is from the annotation of a GenBank genome assembly.
UGUUAGUCGACUGAAUGCUCAUUAUAGACUUGAAGACAAUUCAGUAAACUAAAGUUCUAGGAAACUCUUCUUCUACCGAAGGGAAAACAUGUUCCGUCACUUUCUUAUUUUGCUCGUUACUCAAUUACUGUUUCUCGCUGUAAUAGCCGAGAGCGCUGAUCAAGUAAGGAAAAGGUAAACAGAAACUAAUGUAUAUUUUAAGCAGUUUUCUAUAUACGAGCGUUGUUCGAUGUAUCUUAACACGAAAUGCGUUCGUAUGUUUGUCUGCAUGUGCAGUAUUAGCUAAAUCUAAACUUCGAAAAUAUAAUGCGUCAGAGAUUUGUCUAAUAUGCUGCUAAUUAUGUCAAGUGAAAACCAUUACACACAGGUAUACCUAUAUGUGGAGUUGUGCAAAUGUGAAAUGUCUCCAUGAGUAUAUGAUUGCUGAAAUGUGAAUCAAUAAUAUUUAUGAAACAGUGCGUUUCUCAUUAAAUAGACGAGCCUUGUCAACUCAAGGAACAAGUGGAUCUUGUCAGGGACUUCCGGGAUUACCUGGACGAGACGGUAACGUAAAAUUCAUUGUUAUUCAAUAUUAACAGUUUCAAUGCACUUUUUUAUUGUCAGGCCUAGCAAGAUUGCGUCACGAAUCUAGUCGUGAAUCGAAGUGCCCAUGCAUAACUUUAUAUGUACUAUUUAGAGCACGCGUGUAGGAGUGCUUUAUCACAUAUCAAACACGAGUGUGCAGCACGACUGUUUUAUAUUUGAUAAAGCACGACUGCAAAAAGGACCCAGCUUAUGCAUGAGCUAAUUGGCGAAGUAAUUUUAAAAAUAAACGUUGUCUAAGCUAAGAAAAUCAAAGCUAAAGUUUAUGCAAGUUAAUAUGAUUGUUUAUCACGUAUAGAACCACUGACACGGCAGUGAUUUCCUUUGUCUUUUCCUCAUGAAUUGGGGCCUCGCUUUUACACCUCAAAUAAAUUUUAGAAGCAAACGUUCAGUUAAAUAUAUCGUCAGGAAGUGUAAAAUCCAAGGACUUUCCAAGGACUUUUAAGCCCAUGUCAGGUGAGGAAAUUGAAGGAAUAAAGGGCUGAAAAGGAGGCAUUAGAAAUAAUACUGAAACGUUGAACUGUUCAAAUUGCAACUUUAAUGAAUGUCAAUUGAACAAAAUGUCCGCUUUUUAACACGGACAAACAAAUUUCCAAAAAUAUGCACAAUCUAAAGCUAGAAAAAUUCAAGGACUUUCAAGGCCUUAAAUAAUUGUUUUCAAUUUCAAGGACUUUCAAGUUUGUAUGUAGCCAGGACAACCCCCCCCCCCACACACACACACACACACUUACAAAUGCUUUGCUGCAGGGCCGUAUUUAACCACGUGGCAGAUGCGGCAUAUGCCGCGGGCCUCGCGCUUAUGGGGGCCCCGCGCUUUACUGUGCCCCGCCCAUUUUUACGAGAACACGCCUAUUUUCUAUUGGGAUACGCCCAUUUUAGGUGCCUCGCGAAUUAGGGACAUCGCGCAUUUAGGGCCCCUACGAUUGGCAGUUUCCCCAGGAAAAUAUACAAUACUCGUAUGCAUGUAAUCUCCAGUUGCGCUGAUCUGUUAUAUAUGAUCCUGUUUAUACUUGUUGACACAACAACUGGGCCAGGCAGGCAAUUGUUUAUAAUUGAUGCCAAUCAAUUGAAAUAUUGAAAGCAAUUAUUUAACAAUUUUGUGUGUCUUUGAAUUACAAAGGUUUUCAUAGGCAAGAGGGCCUCGCGCUAAAAUCUGCCGCGGGCCUCGCGCGAUGUUAAUCCGGCCCUGCUUUGCUGUGCUUCGCAUGGUUUGGCCUGGCUUAGCUAUUAACAAAUAUUUAAUAUAUUUUCUGUUUUUCGUUUAACUUCAGGACGCGAUGGCCGUGAUGCGAUGCUUAUUGGUAAGUUAUGAUAUUUUAUAUUGGUAAUAUAUUUUAUAUUGGUAAUAUAUUAUAUAUUGGUAAUAUAUUUUAUGUCAACUGGAGAAUUAGUGAAGAUUCUUGCGAUAAUUAUCGUAUUGUAAAAGAACAAUUACAUCGGUCAUAAAAUAUACAACGGUCAAGUUGACCGUUACUCUUCUUUGAAAAUCACGUAGGCACGCUUAAAACUGCGACACUGUGGAAGCCCAAAAGUCUUUCAAAACUAUAUAAUACGUUUCACUUUUCAGAAACUGAUAAUUUUGGUUAAGCCAAUGGCAGUUUCACGUAAAAAAGAAGAAAUAUAUUUCAACCUUGCAUGCAAUGAUAUAGUAUAGCCAGCUGAACAUGCAACUAUUUAAUGAUUAUUGGAUGGGGUUGAGCGUGACAAUAAAGAUUGUUUUAAUUUAGUAAAAUAGUUUUACAACUUCAGAAAGAAUGCUUUUGUCUUGACGUUUUCCUUUCUUUUUCUCUUCGAGAUACUUGUUUAAACUCUUAAUGUGGUCUUAGUUUCUAGCUCGUUUAGUAUUUUAUUUAUUUAUUUUUUUUACAUUGCUUUGAGAGGUAAAUCUCGCAUUGGCUUUAUAUUUUAUGCAUGUGAAGAAGCUGGCUUUUGCAGGCGUUGCGGAUUAUUCUCUGCAAAGCUGACGUUAUUUUUACAUUUAGAAACUUAUUAAUUAUCUGCAGAGUGAUGUCACAAUUACACAUUAUCAAAAAUUAUUUGUUGGCCAGCAGCCUGCAUUUAUUAUAUAGUGCUAGUGUACCAAUUGCUCAUAUGCAUUGUCAUGGUUGUAUAUUUGAAACAUUAAUGGACGACUUGCGCUUUAGACUAAAUUUUAAUCUAAGUAAGGUUAAGAACAACGAAAUCUAGCACCACAGCUGGAAAGAGCGUCUUGGAAUUAGUAAUAUAGCCCUUCAAAGUUGGCAAAUUUGUAUACUUUUGUAUUGCGUGCGUGAAUUGGUAACUAAAUUAGUUACCAAUUUCCGCACGUAAUAGAAAUGUAUACAAAUUUGCCAACUUCGCAGGGCUAUAUUUUCCGUAUUUUACAACAUUUCGCAACCAAACUUUGCAGUUUUUCUAAUUUUGACAACUUCUUUCCGAAAAUACCCUUUGUUAUUCCCAGAUUAAAAAUUUUUCCCAGAUUAUAAAUAUAUAUUCAGUCAUCAAGAAUAUAUUUAAUUUCCUCAGGUCCGCCAGGAAAGCGAGGUGCACCUGGACCGACAGGGACACAAGGGGUAAAAGGGAACUCAGGAGGUGUGGUGUACACACGGUGGGGAAGAAGUGACUGUCCGCAAUCUGGCAACACAACCAUGUUGUAUUCAGGUAACUGGUUUUCAAAUACUUACUAAAGGAGAUGUAUGACAAAUUCAACUCUAUUAUCAUUUUUAAUUAAGACACUUAUAUGUAGGAUACAGACUACUCCGUGAGUAUACAGCUUUAAUGUAUGGCUGAAAUGUGUAGACCAUUACAUUUGUGAUAAGCAAUUGAAAGUAAUGUAAAAUUAUAGCCUGAAGUUCAAGAGUUUUUAAGAAUUUGUUUCUUUGCACACAAUUGUGAAAGCUGGCAUGACCGACAGGCUAUUCCAAAUGUUUUCAUUACGGUUAUCAUUUUUAACAUGAAAAACAACAGCCAAUAGUAUGUUAUAUAUCCAAGUAAUUGGUUUUCAAGCACGUAGUGAAGAGAUCUAAAAAGGUAUACAUGUGACCUAAAUAACUAUCGCUCCACAAUUGGUUUAUAUCACCGAUAUGUAGUAUCGACAGCCUGUAUCCUCAUUAGCCUCAUUAAUUAUUUAUAGUUUUACCUAAUGAGUUGUUAUUUUGCAAUAUUGAUUAUUGUUAUGGCGCGCAUAAUUAAAUAUAUUAAGUUCUGUUUUUAUACAUUCUGUACCUCUACACUGACGUUUUUGAAUUCUGAGUUAUUAUCAUCGAUGUUUAGGUGUGAUGGGUGGAUCGUAUUUUACACAUACUGGUGGUGCUUCAAACUAUCUCUGUUUGCCAUUGAAUCCAAUAUUUGACAAAAUCAUUUCGGGAUUUCAAGGAUACAGCUAUAUGUACGGUACUGAGUACGAGUUAGGUGCUCAUUCCAAUAUGUUUCCCCAAAACCUCUAUAACCAUGAUGCACCUUGCGCAGUCUGUUACACUGAGUCACGUAGCAGUCACCUGAUGAUUCCAGCUCGUAAUGUCUGUCCCUCGGGUUGGACCUUGGAGUAUAAAGGUUAUCUCAUGUCAGCAUAUUAUGGCCACACAGGAAGAACCCAGUUCACUUGUGUUGACGGAAACGCUGAAGGUACAACAGGAUCUCAGAGUGGUCAGGAUGGUGCACUACUGUAUUUUGUUGAAAGUCAAUGUGGUUCUCUUCCUUGCCCACCAUACGCCAAUGGUAAAGAAUUGACCUGUGUCGUUUGCACUAAAUGACCCAAUUGAUCUCAGAGAAUACUAGCUUUUAAUUAACAAAAAUUUGACCUUGAUCUUUUAGCGUAAUGCUGUUAUUUCUUGUAAUCGAACAUUUACUUCUAAACUUAAUGUGAUCGCAG